AUGAUUCUUACUGAUCGUUCUCUUGGUCACGAAUCAACGCGUCGUCGUGGAUUUGAUUUUGUUAAUGAUCAAUCAACAUUACCUCGUCGAUCAAGUCGACAUACAUCUAUUGGUCAUCACAGUGUAUUUCAUGAUCCAUUACGUAGUAGUACUGGUUCUAUAUCAUAUGAUGCUGAUCCAAAUAGAUCAUCUGUUGUUAGUUGUCUUAUACCCGCUAGUAUAGCUGUUGUGUCCAGAGCAUUUUCUCGACCGAUCGAUGAAGAGUUAACUCAAGAAGAACAAUUACAAAUAUCAAAACAUCCUGAUUAUGAAUCAACUGAACGUGUUGUUAUAAAUGUAUCGGGUUUAAAAUUUGAAACACAAUUACAAACAUUAAAUAAUUUUCCUCGUACACUUUUGGGUAAUCCAUCACGACGUGUUCGAUUUUUUGAUCCAUUACGUAAUGAAUAUUUUUUUGAUCGAAAUCGACCAAGUUUUGAUGCUAUUCUUUAUUAUUAUCAAUCGAAUGGUCGACUUAGACGACCAAAUCAUGUACCAAUUGAUGUAUUUACUGAAGAAAUCAAAUUUUUUGAAUUAGGUGAAGAUGCAUUUAAUAAAUUUCGUGAAGAUGAAGGUUUUAUUAAAGAAGAAGAACGUAUAUUACCUAAAACAGAAUUUCAACGUAAAGUUUGGCUUUUAUUUGAAUAUCCUGAAACAUCUCAAUGGGCACGUGUUGUUGCAAUUAUAUCUGUUACUGUUAUUCUUAUGUCAAUUGUCAUAUUCUGUCUUGAAACACUUCCUAAAUUUAAACGUUAUCGUGUUCGACCAGCGGAUAAUACAUCUUAUGAUUCAUCUCGUUUAACAAUUGAAGAAGAUGAUAUUCCUGAAUUAACAGAACCAUUUUUUAUCAUUGAAACAUGUUGUAUAGUAUGGUUUUCAUUUGAAUUAAUUGUUCGUUUAAUAUCAUCACCAAUGAAACUUGUCUUUCUUAAAUCUAUGAUGAAUAUUAUUGAUAUUGUUGCUAUUGUACCAUAUUUUAUAACAUUAUUUACAAUAUUAGCUGAAGAAAAAACAAAAUCAAAUCAAGCUAUGUCAUUAGCUAUACUACGAGUUAUACGUCUUGUUCGUGUUUUUCGUAUAUUUAAAUUAUCUCGACAUUCAAAAGGUUUACAAAUCUUAGGACAAACAUUACGUGCAAGUAUGCAAGAAUUAGCAUUAUUAAUAUUUUUUCUAUUUAUUGGUGUUAUAUUAUUUUCAUCGGCGGUCUAUUUUGCUGAACAAAGUGAACCAGAAUCAUUUUUUAAAUCUAUACCUGAUGCAUUUUGGUGGGCAAUGAUUACAAUGACAACUGUUGGAUAUGGAGAUAUGCGUCCUGUUGGUAUAUUUGGUAAAAUUGUUGGUUCAAUGUGUGCUAUUGCUGGUGUAUUAACAAUAGCUUUACCUGUACCUGUUAUUGUAUCAAAUUUUAAUUAUUUUUAUCAUCGAGAUAUCGAUUCAGAAGAACAAAAAGAUAUAAAAUAUUCAACUAGUCCUGGUAGUUCAACUCCACCUAUUGGUGAUAUGAUUAAUAAUGAACAAUUUGCAUUAACAAUGUCAACAAGUGUUGGUGGUGGUACACAAAAGAAAAAAUCUGUUUCAUCAGCAGAUACUUAUCAUCAUUUUGAUGAAUCCGAUACAUUUCUUCAUUCAUAUGGUGCUGCUGAUGAGUUAACAUUUCGUACAUCAACUGCCAAUCAUAAAAAUAUAAGAACUUCACCGACACAACAAUUAAUACAACGGAAAACAUCAUCAACAAAUAAUAAUAAUAAUAAUCUUCAUAGUCAUAAUUUAAAUUCAUCAAAUGAACCACUUAAUGUUGAAACAGAUGUAUAG
This is a messenger RNA of Rotaria sordida, 1851 nucleotides long. The record is from the annotation of a GenBank genome assembly. Lineage: Eukaryota; Metazoa; Rotifera; Eurotatoria; Philodinida; Philodinidae.